Molecule: messenger RNA, 1374 nt
Organism: Trichosporon asahii var. asahii CBS 2479
Lineage: Eukaryota; Fungi; Basidiomycota; Tremellomycetes; Trichosporonales; Trichosporonaceae
Product: Ptc1p
Exons: 4
Coding region: 1-1374 (457 amino acids)
Biological process (GO): protein dephosphorylation
Molecular function (GO): protein serine/threonine phosphatase activity; cation binding
Source: RefSeq, a predicted model, not a curated record
AUGUUGACGGUGUCUCGGUUCCGUGUUUGGGUCAACAGGCAACUCGCUUCCCCGCCCCAGACAAUGACGCCGUCAUCGAUUUCAUCUUCGGAGGACUCUCCCAUCUCGGAGCAUCCCAGCAUGCUGAAACGCUUGCCCAUGGGUGUGGACGAGUCACCCAAUGCUCGCAGUAAGAGUAUCACUGUGGCCGAUGGGCCUGAGACCUACGGAGCCCUUAACCGCCACCCUGCUGCCACGGCUGCCGCGUCGUCGCAAGGUGCGGACACGGACAACUCGAACUUCAGCUUCCGCGUCGGCGUCAGCGAGGACAGGAAUAAGCGCUGCCGGAGAGUCAUGGAGGACGCGCACAGCUUCGUCUACGACUAUGCUGGCGUCCGUGGACAGGGGUACUUCGCCGUGUUCGACGGACACGCCGGCAAGCAGGCUGCGGAGUGGUGUGGUCAGAACUUCCACGAAUAUCUGCUCGACGCGCUUGUCGACUACCCCAACGAAUCAAUCCCCGACGUGCUCAACAAGACGUACCACGCCGUGGACAGCCGUAUCUCGGCCCUUGCGUACAAGACCAAGGUCCACUCUGGUUGCACUGCCGUCACUGCGUUCCUUCGCGUCGAAAAGAACGAGGAUGGCCCGUGCGGGUUCAUCAACCCCGCACUGACGUCGCGAGGUUUGAUGGAGGGCAAGAACGAGGAGGAAUUGGAGGCGCAGACGAGCGGCCAGAUGGAGCGCCGUGGAUCGAUGGGCGGUGGAUCGGCAGGAGUCGUUGGCGGCGCUGCCGCGCAGGAGGGGAGCCUCAGGCGCAAGAUGUCGGGACGAAGAAUUCGGGACUUCGUACGUGGUCUGACUGGUCACGUUAAGGACGACAGUGCCAUCGACGACGAUUCUGCGUCUGACGGUGCUAACAUUGAGACUCUGAGCCCUCAGUGCGACAGCGGCAUUAGGAGGAUGCUGUACACGGCCAACGUUGGCGAUGCCCGUGCCGUUCUGUCCCGUGGUGGCAAGGCCGUUCGUCUGACUUAUGACCACAAGGGAAGUGACAGCCAAGAAGCCAAGCGCAUCACGGAUGCCGGUGGCUUCGUCAUGAACCACCGCGUGAACGGUGUACUCGCGGUCACGCGAUCUCUUGGCGACGCCUCGAUGAAGGACUUCGUCGUCGGAUCCCCGUACACGACCGAGACGCGGCUGGAGAAGGAAGAUGAGUUCUUGAUCAUUGCUUGUGACGGGCUGUGGGAUGUGUGCGAGGACCAGGACGCGGUCGAUCUCAUCCGGAACGAGCCGGAUCCGCAGGAGGCAUCGAAGAAGCUGCUGGACCAUGCGCUGAGCAACUACUCGACUGACAACCUGAGUGUGAUGGUGAUCAGGUUCAACCAAGGUUAG